Molecule: messenger RNA, 2436 nt
Organism: Annulohypoxylon truncatum
Lineage: Eukaryota; Fungi; Ascomycota; Sordariomycetes; Xylariales; Hypoxylaceae
Product: heterokaryon incompatibility protein-domain-containing protein
Exons: 2
Coding region: 180-2225 (681 amino acids)
Source: RefSeq, a predicted model, not a curated record
GGGUAUUUGACGAUUCUUUUGUUGACCCACCGUAAGGAUCGUGGCUGUGAGCCAGGUUAUAAGGCGCCGAGAGACAUCAGUCUGCUUAAUCACUUCGUCGCAAGACUUUUUCUUCUCCUUAACGCCUUAUACGGACGAAUUUUUCUUAAUACAUACAUUUUCGCUUCAAUUCGCGCUCUAUGUCUAACAUUUCCAGUCUCAAGUGGACGUUAUGCAAUACCUGUAUAUUGAGCUUCGAAGGAGUGCGAGACCAUCAUCAAGAAUAUGAAGAUUUUGUGGCAAGCAAAGACACUGGUUGUUUUCUCUGCAUAUGGCUAUGGGAAAGCCACAUGCCCGCACCUAUUGGAUAUCGGAACAGCGAAAAAGAACCUACGUUCAGGAUAUCUUGCCUCGUCGUUCGAGGGUGGGACGUAUAUCAUACACAUUUUAGCAUCCGAUGCAACUGGGCCCCUCUUGCUGAAUUAAAGGUCUCCCUGCGCAAAUUAACUUCGCGUCAGGACCUUAAAGGUUCUAUAGCGAAACAUGUACGGCUGGGGGAUAAUCUUGACCCAAAUAUAGGAUCCAAUCAAUCCUUACAGAAAAUCCAAGGCUGGAUAUCUUCAUGUCAAGGGAAGCAUGAGCAUUGCAGGUCUUUUCAUCUGGGGGCUAAAAUGUUCUUUCCAGCUCGAAUCAUCGACGUGACAAAUGCCAGCUCCAAUACAAUAAUUGUAAGGGAUAGAGAAGAAGUCAUGAACCAGCAUGAGAAGGAGAAAAGGGGCCGAAAAAUGUCAUGCUCGGGCUCCUCAUCUGAGCAUAUGUCGACAAGUAGCUAUCCUGAUUACUGGACCCUAUCUCACCGUUGGGGAGACCCGAAUAAGAUCACGCAACUCCUUAAGACCACGGAGAGCCGGCUUCGCGAAGGAAUAUCCCUUGACGAACUGUCACCCGCUUUUCGCGACGCGAUUCUCCUAGUCUGCCGCCUAGGAUAUAGGUAUAUCUGGAUCGAUUCACUCUGUAUCUUCCAAGAUUCGACGAGCGACUGGCACCGAGAAGUGGGUAGCUUGGUAGACAUCUACCGACACUCGUUUUGCAAUAUAUCGGCGAUCUCUUCGUCAUACAACCCAGCGGCUACGGGCCUCUUCGGCCGACGAAGGAUCAGGACGAGAAUAUUGUAUCCGUUCAUAGCGAAUUUCCGAUUACGCGAUCAAUCUGGGGAUGUAAGCAAUGGGUCGUGGCUGAUUCAUAACAAAUCAAUCUGGGAUUACGAAAUCGAGAGAGCGCCUCUCAGCAGACGCGGAUGGGUCGUGCAGGAACGGUUCCUAGCUAGGCGACUGGUUCACUUCACAAGAAACCAGGUUUACUGGGAGUGUCUGGAAUGCACUCAUUGUGAAGCCGAACCCAAAGAGAAGCUCCUGAUUUUGGAUAGGGAGAGGGUAAAUCAAACAGGCAAUUGGAAUUAUGCCUACCCAAAGUUAACAAUGGCCAAAAUCAGAACAAGCUCAACGGCGCCUCUGCCACAAGGCCUCAAUGAUGCCUUUACCCAUAAGGCCUGGAGAGCUAUCGUCACGAAAUACACGUCUUGUCAGCUCACUAAAGAAUCUGACAAGUUGAUGGCUAUAUCUGGUGUUGCGAAAACGUUUGGCGAAUUCAACGGCGACACAUAUCUCGCCGGAUUAUGGAAAGACAAGAUCUUCCUUUACCUUUUAUGGCAAACCGACGGCGACAAAUUGAAUCCACCGAGGCGGAACGGAUACGCUCCGUCUUGGAGUUGGGCGUCAAUAACGGGUGGUGUAAGAUUCAUGGAUAUCGGUCCAGGAUACUGCUCACUCAUCAAACUGGUCGAUGCAAGGAUCGUAACAAAACCUCCAGGCGGCGAUCCUACCAGUCUGCUUUUAUCGGCAGAGCUCGACCUCGAGUGCGCAGUCUGUAGUUUCCGAUGCGUGAACAAGGAGGAAAUAGAAAUGUAUAAUGAUGCGACCGGGCGCUAUAUCGAACACGGGUACAUAAACGACAUAUUUCCCGACACGCUUGAUAUAGCGACAACUCUCUUGGGACGUAGGGGAGUAUGUGUUCCAAUAUGCGAAUGGUGUUCUCCGACUACACGGUUUACCAACCUGUUGUUGCUAAAACAAGAAUCGGGAAACAGGUUCAAACGGAUCGGAGUUCAAAGUAUGCGAUGGAAUGCUCCAAUGCUUCCGAGGUUCGAGAAGUGGGCUAGUGAGACUUCUUGUAUUACUCUUAUAUGAUUUAUAUGCAUAAUAUUGUGUUAUCCAUAUCAUAAUACGUAAUUGCAGCUUCAAGGUUUCUUAUCGCACCCCACACCGCUGAGGUACUAGGUACUAUGUAGGUAACUAAGGUUUGUUAGCGGACUGGUUAGCCUCACAGAGAUUGCAACGCAACCAUUUUCUCUUUCUCCUCAGCUGCGCCGAGAAACGUAAUUGCGACCUCCUUAGUCGA